AUGGCUCAGCCAAGCCAGGUGACCAUUGAUUUCAAUCCCACCACUCAGACCAUGGAGCAGAUUCUGGUGUACGAGUUUGUGGAUUACGGCGACCUCGAGAAAUGGCUCAGCCAAGGUGAGAGUCAAGUGAAUGUGACCAUGGAGCAGAUUCUGGUGUACGAGUUUGUGGAUAACGGCGACCUCGAGAAAUGGCUCAACCAAGACACACCUCGGGCACUAACAGCAAAGGAGCGGGUCCAGGUGAUGAUAGGCGUGGCGGAGGGGCUGCAGUACCUGCACAGCUUUGGCAUUGUGCAUCGCGACAUCAAGCCCGCUAACAUCCUUCUCGAUUCAAAAAUGAAUGCGAAGGUGGCUGAUUUCGGGCUGGUGCGGCUGGGAGAAGGGACGUCAGCUACAAUGGCGUCGACACGAGUGAUGGGCACACCAGGCUAUGUGGACCCCGCUUACUACAAGUCACAGAAGGCCACUCCUGCUGCCGACGUGCACAGCUUCGGAGUGGUGCUGCUGACAGUGAUCACGGCUCGUCGGGCCAUUUACGAAGUGGGGGACAAGCAGGUCAACAUCAAGGAGUGGGUAGCUCCGCUCGCCGACGCCUGCAACGCCCCAGCUUUCAGAGAUCCUAGGCUCGAAGCGCCCGACGAUCUCGUGCUGUGGCUUGCGCGCCUCGCCAUCGACUGCACCAAGGUGCCCGUCGCGUCGCGGCCGUCCACGGCGCGCGUUCUUGCUGAGCUCAUGGACAUGAAGGAGGCGUUUUUCGGACCGGACACCGACAAGGUGGUGUCGAGUAUCGAUAGGGAGAUUGACGAUUCGAACAGCCUGGGAAGCUUGACCAUGGAGUUGAAAAAGGCGGAGCUGCUUGGGGCAGGCAGUGGGAGCGGAGGAUUAUGA
Closterium sp. Yama58-4 is the source of this 888-nucleotide messenger RNA. NCBI's taxonomy places the organism in Eukaryota, Viridiplantae, Streptophyta, Zygnematophyceae, Desmidiales, Closteriaceae. The record is from the annotation of a GenBank genome assembly.